UUACCAUCUCCUCCGCCAUUUGUCACAGCAGAUAAAUUAAUCUCUCUUUCAAAUUUAAACUUCGUCGAGCGCACAUUAUAGGAUUUUAAACCCUCGUCAAUUUUAGUAUUUUUUUUGAAAUUAACCCUCGUCAAUUUUAACGGUCGGAUUUUCCAAAAAAUCGUACUCCCUGUUUCGUAGCUUUUCCUCGCGAUCCCAACUUUCGCCUACACAAUUUAACAAAGUAAGCAUAUGUCAUUGCUUCUGCUUUUCGAUUUUCAGGUCUAGUCACCUUAAAAUGUCAGACUGUCAAAGCAAUGUGCUUUUGCGCAUGCAAUCAGCAUUUGGAUCUCUUCUAUAUGAAUUGCAGAUGAUAUGGGAGGAGCUUGGGGAAUCUGAUGAUGAAAGGUAUAGGACGUUACUUGAACUUGAACAAGAAUCUUUAGAAGUGUUCAGAAGAAAAGUAGAUCAGGCAAACAUGUGUAGAGCUCAGUUGAGGCUGGCAAUCGCUGAUGCUGAAGCAGAACUUGCUGCUAUCUGCUCUGAAAUAGGAGAGCAACCAGUGCAUAUCAGGCAGUCUGAUCGUAAUCCUGAAAGCUUGAAGGCUGAACUCAGAUUGAUCCUUCCAAAGAUAGAGGAGUUGAGAAAGAGAAAAAAUGCGAGGAAAAAUCAAGUGUCUGAGGUCCUAACUGAGAUGCAGAGUAUUAAGACAGAAAUCUGUAGCUCAGAUGGCUUUUCUUCAAACGAACCAGCAACCAAUGGAGCUGAUCUUUCUACAAAGAAGCUUGAGGAAUUGCGCAGAGACUUGCAGGCACUUAGAAAGGAAAAGAGUAAGCGUCUGAAGAUGACACUGGACCGCCUGAACUCUUUGCACUCUCUGUGCGUGGUGCUCGGUUUGGAUUUCAAAGAAGUUGUCAAUAAAAUCCAUCCGAGUUUAGCAGAAGCUGAAAGCUCAAAAAAUAUUAGUAACCGUACUAUAGAGCAACUGGGAGAUGCUAUAAAACAACUAAGAGAGCUUAAAUUACAGCGAAUGCAGCAGUUACAAGACCUCACGACUUCAUUGUUGGAGCUCUGGGACUUAAUGGACACACCAAUUGAAGAGCAACAGAUAUUUCAGAAAGUUACUUGUAAGCUAGCUGCUUCAGAAGACGAGAUAACAGAGCCUGACAUGCUUUCUAUUGACUAUAUUAAUUAUGUCGAGGCAGAAGUUUCUCGAUUGGAAGAGUUGAAAGCAAGCAAGAUGAAGGAACUUGUUCUCAAAAAGAAGGCAGAGUUGGAGGCUAUUUGUAGGAAGACUCAUCUUACUCCAGAAGGAGAUAGUGCAAUGGGAAUAGCAAAUCACACUACUGAAUCUGGAUUUGGUGAUGCUGCUUGCGUGCUUGAUGAAAUUGAGCUUAAAAUAGCUAGAGCUAAAGAGGAGGCACUUUGCAGGAAAGAAAUUCUCGAAAAGGUUGAGAAGUGGAUGGCUGCAUGUGAAGAGGAAAGCUGGCUCGAGAAAUAUAAUAGGGAUGAUAAUAGGUAUAAUGCUGGGAGAGGUGCUCAUCUUACACUAAAACGUGCUGAAAAGGCUCGUGCUUUGGUCAACAAGCUUCCAGCAAUGAUGGAUGCAUUGGCUUCAAAAAUCAUAUCUUGGGAAAAUGAGAGAGGAACUGAAUUCAUUUAUGAUGGCGUUCGUCUGUUUACUAUGCUUGAUGGUUAUAAAGUUCUAAGGAAAGAGAAAGAACUACAGCGGAAAAGGCAGAGGGACCAGAAGAAACAUCAGGGACAGUUACUAACAGAGCAGGAAGUUGUUUAUGGUUCAAAGCCUAGUCCCAUAAAGAACUCCAAUGUGAAGAAAGCGCCGAGAUUAUCAUAUGGCGGGGCAAGUGAUAGAAAAGUCUCUCUUUGUGAACCUAUGCUGCAGACUCGUUUGACGCCUGCAGCGAAAGCUACCCCUAAUAUUCGGACCACCAAGAAAAAUGAGUAUAUAAAUCAGAACAGUUGUAAGGAUGAUAGACCUGCAGCUUCCUCAUCGGUUCAGAGGAAAGGUCUGAAUCGGGCUGGCAUUACUACGAAACAUCAUUCUUCCAACUUAGCAAAUGCUCGUGAAGCAGAGCGGCGAUUGAUGCGAAAGCCUUUCUCUCCUCUUUUUUCUGCAACUCCAUCAAAAUCAACUGCAGCAAAUGUCAUGGAAGACCUGAACAGAAAACACGAUGAGUUGUGUCGGAAGCUGCUUACAAUCAAUAGGACCCCUCCCAGUAUUACCUCAAGAGCAGGGCAAGAGAACAUAACACCUCAGAAGACACCCUCAACGGUAUCCAUUCCAAUGCAGACAGCCAUAACACCGGCUUCUAUCAAGACGGCAGCCAUUGCUCGAGUUGAAGAGGAGCUCGAGUACUCGUUCGAGGAGAGGAGAGCUCGGUUUGUGCUGCCUAGAGCACCUCUGAUGAAUGUGGCACGAGUUUAGAGAUAUGAACAUUGCCCCAUGCGUCUUAAGUUAUACUGAGUCAUUUGCUUCUUUAAUGUUGUGAAUAUAAGGUCGGUUUUACUUUUCUCUUCUUGUGUGCAUAGUGUACAGAGGCUCUGGAAUUUGGAUGUUGUCGUGUUGAUGCGAGUUUCCAACUCCAACAUUUACUUAUAAUUUUAUUUUUUAUUUAUUUUGGUGCUGAAA
Molecule: messenger RNA, 2629 nt
Organism: Salvia miltiorrhiza (redroot sage)
Lineage: Eukaryota; Viridiplantae; Streptophyta; Magnoliopsida; Lamiales; Lamiaceae
Product: 65-kDa microtubule-associated protein 3-like
Exons: 13
Coding region: 278-2425 (715 amino acids)
Biological process (GO): microtubule cytoskeleton organization
Cellular component (GO): spindle; cytoplasm
Molecular function (GO): microtubule binding
Source: RefSeq, a predicted model, not a curated record